AUGCUCAAGAUUCUUGAGAUGUAUAUGCGGUCUUGUCAGGUUUGUGGUCCCUGUGAACUCUCCAGUGCUCCAUCUCCGAGUACGAUACACCAGCUGCUCAAGAUGCCUUAUGCUCUUGCGGGACGUAACGUCCUCAUUACUGGAGGCUCAAGAGGUCUCGGAGCAGAGAUUGCUCGCAAGUUCGCAGCAGAGCGUUGCAAUGUAGCCAUCAACUACGCAAACAACGAGCAGCCGGCACAAGAUCUCGCGAAAGAGCUCCAGUCAGACCACAACGUGAAGACCACCGUGGUCAAGGGUGACGGCGGCAUGGUAUCCGACAUCAAGAACUGCAUCAAAACCACCAUCGACGCCUUCGGCGGCCUCGACAUCAUCAUCGGCAACGCUGGUUUCACCAAGUUCUCAAAUUUCAAAGACCUCGACGCCAUGUCUUACGAAGAGUGGGACAAGUGCUGGAACACCAACGUCAAAGGCAACCACGCUCUUCUCAAAGAAGCCCUCCCCACCCUCAACGCCAAUCCCGACGGUGGCGUUUUCAUCCUGACCAGCAGUGUCGCAGGCAAGUCUCUCAGUGGGAGCAGCAUGGCGUAUAGCGUUACGAAGGCGGCGCAGAUCCAUCUUAUGAAGUGCUUGGCCCACACGCAGGGACCUAAGAUCAGAGUCAAUGCGGUUCUGCCAGGGUUGUUGUUGACGGAUUGGGGGAAUCUUUAUGGGGAUGACAGGAUUAAUGGGUUGAAGAAUGUGGCGGCGUUGAAGAAGGAGACGGAGUUGGGGGAUUGUGCGCAGAUGUUUGUGGAUAUUGCGAGGAAUACGAGUAUGACUGGGCAGGCGGUGCAUGUCGAUUCUGGCUUGGUGCCGUUCGUCUGA
Messenger RNA from Fulvia fulva, 864 nucleotides. Its product is annotated as 3-oxoacyl-[acyl-carrier-protein] reductase FabG. Lineage: Eukaryota; Fungi; Ascomycota; Dothideomycetes; Mycosphaerellales; Mycosphaerellaceae. The coding region runs from base 1 to 864 and encodes 287 amino acids. The record is from RefSeq and is a predicted model, not a curated record. The transcript has 4 exons.